Molecule: messenger RNA, 3578 nt
Organism: Diuraphis noxia (Russian wheat aphid)
Lineage: Eukaryota; Metazoa; Arthropoda; Insecta; Hemiptera; Aphididae
Gene: Usp2
Product: Ubiquitin specific protease 2
Biological process (GO): protein deubiquitination
Molecular function (GO): cysteine-type deubiquitinase activity
Source: RefSeq, a predicted model, not a curated record
GUUGCGUGGCCCGCACAUCGAUAGUGGCGCUUGACGCCGUGGUUGUGGGGUCGAACGCGCUCACGGCGGCCGCCACGCCAGCGCGCUUGACGACGACGCCGCCGCCGCCGCGCUAAAAAUACACAAUCGCGCCUUGGACGAGGCGUUUCGGCACCGCGCGCGCACAUCGAUCAUUUGCCGCCGCCGCCGCCGCGCUACCGUUUUCGCCGUCGACGGCGCGGCCGCCGCUUGCAGUGCGACGACGAGUUGUGUGCAUAAUAAUAAUAAUAAUAACAAUAAUAAAAUACAUAGGCCGACGAAAUAGAAUCUCUCGAUUCGUCACUGCGGAAGAGACGACGAGCCGAAUACGAGGAAACCCGCUGCGUCGACUGGUGCAGGACACAUCAUAUACGCCGACGAACGGACAUCGUCGCAUCGGACGGGCGAUUGGCGGCGGUGCAACAGGAGAAGACGGCGGCGGCGGGAAACGGACAUGUUAUGCGGCCCGGUAGUCGGGUCGGCGGUGCAGCAGACGAGUGUUCGUCGUCUUCGUCGUUGAUAACGUCAUGUACGCGUCAUCGUCUGCCGACAAGUACGGCACCGGCAGGACCGCGACCGCCAAGACGUACCACAGCCAUCACCUCCAUCACCACCACGUCGGUGCGUCGUCGUCGACGUCUUCGUCGUCGUCGUAUGCAUUGUCGUCAGAGCUGAGCGCCGAUCGGCGGUCCAGGGCAUAUAGCAGCGCGCCCAGACAGGUGACGCCGGUCCGGUCGACCGCGGCCUCGUCGUCCCGGUUGACGGACAUCAACGGUAACAUCUGGUCGCUGAGCCUGGCCAAAAGCCUGUCGCCGACAUCGUCGUACUCCAGCGGUGGUGGAUCGACGACACUAAGUUCUGCUCGUGGAGAAAUCGGCGGGAAGACCAGCGGUGCAGCCGCACUGCUGCAGCUAGGCAACGACAAUAAACGGUAUGACGCAACGAAAAAACGUUUGGACGCGUUCUACAACAGCAGAUCGCCGUCGUCGUUGCUGAACAAAUCUUACAAUUAUAAAGCUGGCAACUUGUCGUACUUCGAAAAGUACAACAAACAGCAGCAGCAGGACACACCUCCACCCAACGAACCAUUACAGCAAUCCAGAUAUGCCAACAUGAACAGGACAAAUUACGGUGCCAUCACGGAUAACGGCGGAGCUGUGCACCCGGAAUCGUCGUCGUCGACGGCGUACAGGUCGGUGGCCGAUUCGAAAAAGGGGGUGGUCGGCAUCCGAAACAUAGGAAAUACGUGCUACAUGAACUCUGUGCUGCAGUGCCUAAGCAACACCAAGAGCCUGACGGACAGCGUACUGGACGAUGUGGACGGGGCCGACGGCAAGCUGAUCCGGGCGUACCGGGAUCUCCUGUCCCGAAUCUGGAACGCUACCGACAGCCAUCCGGUGGACACCACCGCGUUCAAGUCGGCAUUCCAGCGGCUGUCCCCGCGGUUUGCCGGCUACGAGCAGCAAGACGCCCAGGAGUUCCUGCGACUGUUGCUCGACCGACUGCACAUGGACGUUAACAGGGUGAAGGUUAAGCCCCGGGCCAUGUCGGACGUGGACGAGACGCUCAAGGACAACGCGCUGGCCACCGAGUUCUGGCAGAGGUACCUGGCCACGGACAACAGUACUGUGGUCGACCUGUUUGCUGGACAGCUCAAGUCUACGCUCGAGUGUUCCACAUGUGGCCACAAGAGUAUCACGUUCGAGGUGUUUUGGGACGUGUCGCUGCCACUGCCGUCCAGCGGGUCGACCAGCGUAGUGUCCAUCAACGACCUGCUGCACAAUUUCACGCAGGAAGAGGUGUUGGACUUCCGUGAACGGCCCCGGUGCAGCGUUUGCAAGGUGGACAGGAAGAUGUUCAAGUCGUACCGGUUCCAGCGGUUGCCCAGGUACCUGGUGCUGCACCUCAAACGUUUCCAGGGUACGCAUUCGUACAAGAAGAUCACUUCGCUGGUGGCGUUCCCGUCCGUGUCGCUGGACAUGAGCCCGUACGUGUCCGGCACGGCUCGGAGCAUACAGCCGCUCGGCUGCAAGUACAACCUGUACGCGGUGUCCAACCACACGGGCACGCCGAUCGCCGGGCACUACACCGCCAUGUGCAAACAUCCGGUCACCGGCGACUGGAACUUCUUCAACGACAGUUCCGUCUCGCGGAUCACGUCGUCCGCGAAACUCAUCAGCAACGAAGCGUACAUACUGUUUUACGAGGCCGCCAAUUAUUAAUUACCUGGCCGACCAACGAUGAAAUCACCGCAGGUUCAUUAUUAUAAAUCGUUAUUUUUAUUUAAUCUUGUUACGAUAUCCGUCCAUAUAUAGAUCGAUGCUCGGCACGAAACUAUGCAUAUUAUAUUAAUAUGUAUAUGCUACCAUAAAUACCAAUAGGUACAUAAUACAUAUAUAUAUAUAUAUCAUGUUAAUGUAAUUGCUGUCGUCGUGUACCAAUACGAUGACGUUUCAACUUUGUACGAAACUUUUCAAUACCUCAACAGUCGAUAGUGUAGGAGGUGUCCGUUCUAUACACUUUACUCGCAAUUUUCAUGUAUAUAUAGUAUAUACACUAUACAUAUUGUAGUAUAACGAUAUUAAAUUAUUAAAUUUACCAACGUGUAAUUUGGUGGCAGCAGCCAGCAGUACUUGAGUGCACGACUAGUCAAAUAGGUAAUCGAGGAAUGUGGUGGGAAAGGGACGGGAGAGGGGAAAGGUUYACCAAGGUUUUAUUAUAUUAGGUAACUAUAUAAUAACUCUAUAUGUAUAUAAACAUAAUAGCUAAUGGCCAUAUAGGUAAAAUAGGUUUACCGUGUACAACACACUCGUUUCAUUAUCACGUUUGACUAUAAAUUAAAGUCUAACGCGAUACAUUAUAAUGUUAAAUGUAUUGUAUUAUUUGUGCAUUAAUAUUUAGUACAUUCAACAUUGUAAUAUAUUAUAUACAAAUGUACGAGUACAUAUGCCUAGUAGAUAAUAAGAACCUAAUAAAGGCAUUAUAUAAUCAGGGUACGGUCCAAAUAAAAUAUGUGACAUACUGACAUUUAUAUAGUGUUUGGCGAAUUACUAAUUUCGGUCGAGUGUUCACUGGUGCAAAUAUAGGAUCAAUUUUCUGUUGGGGGCGAGGAGUCUAUAGACUAGUCCCCAAAAAAUACUAAUACACACAAUAUUGAAUAAUAAAAUGUAUACAAAGAAUUUUUCAUCACAUUCUUUAAAACUGCAAAUUAUUUUUCAUUUUUAAGGGGGAGGGGGGCAGCUUUUGUUGUUUAUUGUUACRGUAUUGUAUAAUAAGAGUCGUAGUAAUAUUCGUACGAUUCAUGAGCUCAGUUAGUUAUGCAUUAAUCAAAUAUAAUUAUAUAUAUAUUAGUUAAUAUUGGUAAACCKAUGGUUUAAAAAACAAUAAUUGUAGAACAAUGGUUGAUUAAUGUAUCACAUUAACAAUAAUCAAAAUUGAAUUUUUGAAUUGUGAAUUUGAAUAAAAUAAAAUUGUGAACUAAACAUUUUAACAUCUUUAUGAACUGAUCAUUAAACAAUUGUUUAUUUUUUGUCUUAACAUUUAUUUUAUAGGGACAUUUG